AUGGAAACAACGAUGAAGACAAUGAAACAGCCGUUAAUAAAAUAUUUCCUUGCGCCCAGUUGCUUGGCCGCUCAAGACACUGGAUGCGUAGAGUUCGAUGAUAUGAGCACUGAAGAUACGUCAGCAACUAAUUUGCUUAAAUAUGAGUUGGAAGUAGCAAGAAAAAAGGUCUUGGAACUUGAAAAGGAGAAGGAACUGAUCAUAAUGAAUUCGGAGUUGUUGAAGACAGAAGUGGAAUCAUCGGAAUCUUCCGAAAAAGCGCACUGGUUUGAAAUGCUCAGUAACCAUGAUGUGAGUUCGAUAUGUUCGUAUUAUCAGGAACGAUUGAGUAAUUUGCAUGGUGAUAUUGAGCAUAUGCGAAGUCGAGCACUCUACUAUAAGUAUGAGGCGAGUUUUGCUUCUGCGGAUUUUCUUCUUUUCCACGACUUUAAUAUUUUUACCGAUCAGUUCUUGGAAGAGAAGUCAGCAAUGCUUUCUACGGAGGAUUAG
Messenger RNA from Gongylonema pulchrum, 489 nucleotides. NCBI's taxonomy places the organism in Eukaryota, Metazoa, Nematoda, Chromadorea, Rhabditida, Gongylonematidae. The record is from the annotation of a GenBank genome assembly.